UACCAGGUGUAGUUGAUCACUGUAAUUGCAACUAGAGCACAAAUAUAAAGCAAACAGCAAACACACACCAGUUAAAGCACAAACCUGCAACAGCGGCACCCAUGUUUUUGCUCCCAACUUGCUGUAGAUGAACUAUGCUGCUUCUUGAGUUAGGCAUGGGGCUCGAGCUUGUUUUAAAGGUUUCCUGGAUUUGUUUCCUGCUUUUCAGCAGUGGAUCUUGUUUCCCUGUAACAAUAAAAGGGCAAACUAGUCCAGAUGUAACUGCCAGUACUAGAAGCGCUGGCACUAACCCUGGACAUGAGAAUGAUACUGGAAGAGAAGUUGAUUCUGCACCUGGAACUAAUGGCUCUACUGGAGGAGAGGUUGGUUCUGGCCUUGGACCAAAUGGUUCUACUGGAGGACAACUUGAUUCUGGACCUGAUAGCUCUCCUGGAGGGGAAGUUGGCUGUUGCAGCUCUGCAGGAGGCUGGUCCUUUGUCCCUGGCAGCUCCAAUGGAGGUGGUGUUGGUCCUGGCUCUCGACCUGAUGGCUCUACUGGGGGAGGGGUUGGCCCUGGCAACUCCAAAGGAGGUUGGUCCUUUAGCCCAGGAAGUUCCACUAGGGGAGGGGUUAGCCCUGGCAGCUCUGGAGGAAGUUGGUCUUUUAGCCCUGGGAGCUCCACUGGGGUAGGAGUUGGCCCUAGUAGCUCUGCAGGAGGCUGGUCCUUUGGCCCUGGGAGCUCCAGUGGAGGAUGGGUUGGCCCUAGCAGCUCUCCAGGAGGCUGGUCCUUUGCUCUUGGUGGCCCCAUUGGAGAGGUUCGCCCAACAUGGGCUAAUGGUUAUGCAUUCCUUGGUGGCGUUCCUUAUCAAAAUUAUCCUCCAGUGAGUUCUUUCCUUUACCACCCAUGGAACUGGAUCCCACCACGUCCCUUCCCUGACUUCAAUGCCUGGUCUACUUAUGAGGUGCCACUAGGUAUGGUUGUGCUGCCCCCUCAGGUACCUUCAUUGCCUUCGUCCCAUCUUGUCCAGGCUGGAACUGGCUACCAGCGAGGAAGAGAAGUGCUUUCUCACUCCAAAUAUUCUAAUGUCUUGGGCCACCAUCCUCUGAGUCCUGUACUGCCACACUACCCAAGAAGUGCGAGUGGAUUUCAAGGUGAAACGGAAGAGCCUGUGUCUGCUUUCAAGAAGCCUUUUGGAUAUGGAAUAAAGACUUCAUAAAUCUAAA
Oreochromis aureus is the source of this 1203-nucleotide messenger RNA. RefSeq lists its product as uncharacterized. The coding region runs from base 135 to 1196 and encodes 353 amino acids. NCBI's taxonomy places the organism in Eukaryota, Metazoa, Chordata, Actinopteri, Cichliformes, Cichlidae. The transcript is spliced from 4 exons. The record is from RefSeq and is a predicted model, not a curated record.